Diospyros lotus (date-plum) is the source of this 1780-nucleotide messenger RNA. Its product is annotated as NAC domain-containing protein 37-like. The coding region runs from base 270 to 1421 and encodes 383 amino acids. Lineage: Eukaryota; Viridiplantae; Streptophyta; Magnoliopsida; Ericales; Ebenaceae. Gene Ontology annotation, biological process: regulation of DNA-templated transcription. The record is from RefSeq and is a predicted model, not a curated record. Gene Ontology annotation, molecular function: DNA binding. The transcript is spliced from 4 exons.
UUAUAUGUAGUUGAUAAUGGGUGUGGCGGGAGAAAGACCCAGUUCUUGAAUCAUCAUUUCGACCAUUGCCCAACACAAGACAACAUCAUUAGCACAAACCUCUGCUUGUCCGUUUCUCAUUUCAGACCUGCACAAGAGCACAAGAGAAGCCUCAUCUUCAACUCCCCUCUUGGUUUUUAACAAACACCAGAAGAAGCCUCAUCAUUAGACCUCCACCUUUUUCCAUCCCCAUAAAAAUCAUUAUACCCCUAAAAAUUUGGGCUUUGUUUAUGCAACACGCGCUUAUUUCCUUUCACAGCUAUAAACGGGUGGAUGGAUGUUCCUCACUACCAAAUGUGCUGAUAAAUGAUGAUGGUUCUAUAUAUCUGAUAACACUUGUCACCUUUUCAUUUUGCCAGCAGCCGCAUAUGAUGGACACCAUGGAAUCAUGCGUUCCACCUGGGUUCCGGUUUCAUCCUACGGACGAGGAGCUUGUGGGCUACUAUCUCAAGAAGAAGGUCGCCUCCCAGAAGAUUGAUCUUGAUGUUAUUAGAGACAUUGACCUGUAUAGGAUUGAACCAUGGGAUCUCCAAGAGAGGUGCCGGAUUGGUUAUGAAGAGCAGAAUGAGUGGUAUUUCUUCAGCCACAAGGAUAAAAAGUACCCAACUGGGACGAGGACCAACAGAGCGACGUUGGCUGGGUUCUGGAAGGCGACAGGCCGGGACAAGGCGGUGUACGAUAAGUCCAAACUCAUCGGGAUGCGAAAGACCCUCGUCUUCUACAAGGGCCGGGCGCCCAAUGGCCAGAAAACUGACUGGAUCAUGCACGAGUACAGGCUAGAAACCGAAGAGAAUGGUCCUCCACAGGAAGAAGGGUGGGUGGUCUGCCGAGCAUUCAAGAAGCGAACAACGGGUCAAAGUAAGAGCAUUGAAGGAUGGGACUCGGCCUACUUCUACGACGAACCCAGCGGGGUAAGCUCGGUUGUCGAUCCACUCGAUUUCAUUACGAAGCAGCAGCAGCAACAGAACUUCCUGGCCCAAAAUUUCAUCUGCAAGCAAGAGCUAGAAGCGGCAGAGAGUUUGAAUCAUUUUGUACAGCUCCCCCAGCUGGAGAGCCCGUCUCAGCUCCCAUUGCUCAAGAGGCCGAGCUCAUCCAUAUCUCUUAUAUCAGAACACAACGAUGAUUAUCAUCAACAACCAAGAGGGUGCAACAAUAACAAUGGCAGCAAGAAGGUGACUACUGAUUGGAGGGAUCUGGACAAGUUCGUGGCUUCCCAGUUGAGCCAAGAGGACAGAUACGAGGAACCAAGCUUCGGAGCAAAUAGUAGUUCGGACAUGGCGCUGCUGUUGUUGCAGAGUGGUAGGGGAGAAGCCAACGAGUUAACUGGGCUGUUGAGUUCGGGCACAGAGCGCGAUAUUGGAAUUUGCAUAUUUGAUAAAUAAGAGAGAUGGAAGAGGUUUCUCUAUUGCUAUUGAUGGUAUUAAGCUUUUCAUGUUUAAGCAGUACUGGAUAAUGUUGGAGAGUACGUACGUACGUUCGUUGUUUUUUGUAAAAACAUGGUGGUGUUGAUGAGUGAAGAAAACCUCUCUCAUGCACAUGCAAAUUCUAGAGUCUUUUUGAGAAGAAGAGGGUUUAUCAUCUGCAGAUCGAGGGUGACUGAUCAGAGGCAUGCCCAGGACAAAUACUACAAGAAAAAUGGACGGUGGUUUAUAGGCUUCUUGCAUGUAUUCAUCACUCGUUAAGUUUAUAUCUUCACUUUUUAUAAUAAUAUUUAAAUAAUAGUGAUUACAAAUUUUUAUCA